AAUUACCCCCAACUCCUAAAACUAUCUUUCCAAAAAGGCCACUUUACCAACCUAAACUCAACAUGCCUCCUAGAAGACAAAAUCUUCCUCGUCAACGAGCUGUUCGAGACGUAGAGAUGGAAGAAUUACAUCAACAAAUUCAAAGGCUUCAAGAGAGACUCGAAGCGAAUAAUGAAAGCUCCUCAUCAAUAGAAAGAGUUUGUCAUCGACAUCCUCAACAAAAUGUUGCUCCCAAAUCCACCGACCUUGGCAUCAAAAUCGAUAUUCCAGAUUUUGAAGGUUGCCUUCAACAAGAUGAAUUUAUUGAUUGGUUACACACUGUGGAACGUGUGUUUGAACUCAAGGAUAUUCUUGACGACAAGCAUGUGAAGCUCGUCGCCAUCAAAUUGAAAAAACAUGCAUCCAUUUGGUGGGAGAAUCUCAAACGUAGUCGAGAAAGAGAAGGCUGCAGCAAAAUUAGAACUUUGGAGAAAAUGUGUCGGGAACUCACUCGUAAGUUCUUACCUGAUCGUUACUACCAAGAUAAUUUUGUUAAAUUUCAUAACUUGCAACAAAAAUCUUUGACUGUGGAAGAAUAUACUAUGGAGUUCGAACAAUUAAUGAUGAAGUGUGAUGUUCGAGAAAAAGAAGAGCAAACCAUAGCCCGAUAUCUUGGAGGAUUGGACUAUGACAUUUCCAAAAUUGUUCAACUUCAACAAUAUUGGACUUCAAAUGAUGUAAUUCGGCUAGCAUUGAGGGUUGAAAAGCAAAUCUCAAAGAAGAAUAUUAUUAUUGCUUCAAAACCACAUGAUUUUGAAGGUAGCCAAAGGACCCAAGCCUCAAACAUUGUUGCUGAGACACCUGCCAAAGUUGAGAAGGAAGCUAGUUCAAGCUAUCCAGCCCAGCCUAACACUCGAAAGUGUUUCAAGUGUCAAGGAUUUGGCCACAUUACCUCCGACUGUCCCAAUAGGAGAAUUAUCACCAUUAUUGGAGAAGAGAUUCAUGAAGUCUCAAAUGGUGAAGUAGAAAAGGAGCAUAGUGAUGAGACUAAGCCACAACUUGAGGAAGAACUCAUCGCAGUUGACCAUGGAGAAUCUUUAGUUGUGCGUCGAAGUCCUCAUGCUACCAUAACCAAGGAUGAAGAUUGGCUUCAACAUAACAUCUUUCACACGAGAUGUCCUUCUCGAGGGAAAGUUUGCAACGUCAUCAUCGACAGUGGAAGUUGUGAGAAUGUUGUGUCCAGUUAUAUGGUUGAGAAGCUAGGACUGCCAGUCAAAGAUAUUUCCCAUCCAUACAAGCUACAAUGGCUACAAAAAGGAAAUGAGCAAUUUGACAGAAAGGCUAUCCAUGAUGGCCAUACCAACACCUACUUGUUUGUGAAAGAUGGUGUGCAAAUCAAGCUCACUCCCUUGAAACCUAAAGAUUUACUUGAAAAGAAGGAUGAGGACAAGGCCUUAAUCUCUAGAUCAACCUUUCAGAAGUUGCAUCACGAAUUGAGGAUAACUUGUCUCUUACUAUUAUCUAAAGUGAAUGAUGCCACUUCCCCUUUUCCAGAGGAAAUUCGAUCUCUCCUUGAAGAAUUUUCUGAUGUUGUCCCUGACGAGAUCCCUCAUGGAUUACCGAUCAUAAGGAUUGAUCUCAAACUUGAGGAUGAGUUUUCUCUAACCAGGGGAGAAUGCACCAGGAAAAAUGCAGCAAGCAUGCAGAAGCUACGCUACAGCACCACCAACUACAAUAGGCCAGUGCAACUUUGUCAAAAUGGCCACAACGGGAGUGUUGUUUGGGCAUCAAACUCAAAGAAAGAAGCUCAAAACCCAGUACUGCAGCUCCUGGAUUCUGGAAAUCUUGUUCUACAGGAUAGAAAUGCUGGUAUUUUGUGGCAAAGCUUUGACUAUCCAACUGAUACUUUGCUGGCGGAUAUGAAACUUGGAUGGGACUUUAAAAGUGGACUUAAUCGCCAACUAUCAGCUUGGAAGACCCCAAAUGAUCCGUGCCCUGGAGACUUAACUCUGGGGAUAGAGCCAUAUGGUAAUCCUGAUUUUGUUCUUUGGAAAGGCUUGAGAAAAUAUGCUCAGACAGGCCCCUGGAAUGGCAUUGUAAUGAGUGGUACGCCCCAGUUGAAGCCAAAUUCAUGGUUUACAUUCAGCUUAGUCUCAAAUGCAGAGGAGGUUUACUACAUAUUUUACCUCAGAAACAAAUCAACAAUCACAAAGGUUAUUGUGAACCAAACUUCCAGUAGGAGGGAACGCUAUUUGUGGAAUAAAGACACUCAGACUUGGGAAGGGUACGGUUUUUUUCCAUGGGAUGUCUGUGACAACUAUGGGACUUGUGGGGCGUAUGGGACCUGUGUCAAUACCGUGCUACCGCCUUGUAAAUGUUUAAAAGGUUUCAAGCUUAAAUCACAAGAAAGCUCAGUAGAUUGGUUUCAGGGAUGUGAGCGUAAUAAACCUUUAGACUGCCAGAAAGGUGAUGGAUUCAUUAAAUUUGGUGGGCUGAAACUGCCAGAUACUACACAUUCUUGGGUGAAUAAAAGUAUGAACCUCAAAGAGUGCAGGGCUAAAUGCUUAGAGAAUUGUUCUUGUACGGCCUAUUCAACCUUGGACAUUAAAGAAGGCAGUGGUUGUGCAAUUUGGUUUGGUGAUCUGAUUGAUCUUAAAGACCUCCAAUCUGAUGGACAGGAUUUAUACAUUCGAAUGGCUUUUUCUGAUUCAGACCACGAAGAAACAAAAGGCACAACUAAAAUGAUGGCUGGACUGAUAAUUGCAACUGCCAUUCUUGUAGUUGUUGGUGUUCUUGUAAUCACCUACUACAUUCGAAGGAGCCAUCGAAACAUAGAAGCAAGAGAAAAUGGCAGCAGUGAUGAAAGACAAAUUGAAGAUGUGGAGCUCCCAUCCUUCGAGUUAGAUUUAAUAUCGAAUGCCACCAGUAACUUCUCUUCAAACAACAAACUAGGAGAAGGUGGCUUUGGGCCUGUAUACAAGGGUACUCUACCAGAUGGAAAAGAAAUUGCCGUAAAGAGGCUCUCAAGAAGCUCUGGACAAGGAAUAGCUGAGUUUAGGAAUGAAGUAGCACUUAUAGCCAAACUUCAACAUCGAAAUCUUGUAAAGCUUCUAGGAUGCUGCAUUCAGGGGGAGGAGAAAAUGUUGAUUUACGAAUAUAUGCCCAAUAAAAGUUUGGACUUCUUCAUUUUUGGUUCGGCUGAAUGCUGCAUUAAUAGGAUGAACAUAUUAUGUGACAGACCAUACAAGAAGGAAUCUAUUAGACUGGCCAAGGCGUUUUCACAUUAUUUGUGGAAUUGCUAGAGGGCUUGUCUAUUUACAUCAAGAUUCUAGAUUGCGGAUCAUCCAUAGGGAUCUCAAAGCAAGCAAUGUUUUGCUCGAUAAUGGCGGUUUAGCAAGCUUUGGGUAUGUUCCUUUGAUGCCUUUUGUGUGUAGGAGUUGGAAUUCUCAUUGUACCCGGAAGUCAAGCAAAUCGACUACUGGUUGCUGCUGGUUAUAGUCAUUGUAUAAUAGUAUAUAACUAUAUAUCUUCUUCUUCAGAAGCACACGUAUAACAUUCUAA
Messenger RNA from Rubroshorea leprosula, 3540 nucleotides. The record is from the annotation of a GenBank genome assembly. NCBI's taxonomy places the organism in Eukaryota, Viridiplantae, Streptophyta, Magnoliopsida, Malvales, Dipterocarpaceae.